CGCGCGUGCGGGCGUCCCGAGACGAGGCGUGCGCGGCCGACGGCUCCAGCUGCGCCUCGAGCCAGGACGCCGCCGCCGGCAGCAAGUCCAUCCCCCUCCGCCGCAGCUUGGCCGCGCAGGAGCACGGCGUGGCCGCCUCGUGUGGCGCGGGCUCGGCCAACAUUCAGAGCAACGGCUUCCAGACGUCCUUCACCAGCCUGCCGCCUCUGCACCUCGGACGAGCUUCGCCUCCACCGGGGCCUGCCUGUGACCACGCAGUGCUCAGGUCCAUCGUCCGCUUCCAGGAGUCCACCCACCGCCACGACAGCAGCAACGGGAUGGAGCGGCAGACGUCGAGGCUGGUGGCGAGGAUACCGACGCUCCGCUCCCAGGCGUCGUCGGAGGGCGACUCGGACGCCACGAGCUCCGCCGAGGCGGACCUGAGGCGGCGCCCCUCCACAGGCUCCCACCACUUCGACAUCGGCCUGGUCAGGCAUGGUCGGGCUUCAAGCAAGGUCAAGUGCCUGUUGCCCGUGAUCCACCCGGAGGCCAGGUUCAUAUUCCUGUGGUUGGUGUUCGGUUGGUUCUUCAUUCUGACCACGCCCGGCGGCCCGCUCUCGGAGCGUGACCUCGCCGAGUGCCCAGGAGGACUCCAAUGGACAGGCGACUGUGGCGCUUUUGGUGACUCGCUCACGCACAAUACCUCAGACAAGCGCGGCAUCCUCGGUGACGGGCACGACAUUUUGGGCAAGCGCGUCGUCAUGGACGAGCACGACGUCAUCGGUGGCAAGCGCGACUUCGCCGGCAAGCACGACACCUCAGACGAGCACGGCACCCCUGCGAAGCACGACAUCAACAUGGGCAGUGACAGCCCCGUCACGCACAGCACGAAUGGCAAGCACGUCGAGCCUGGCGUGGACACUCCCCACGCCGUCCUGGGGCAGGGCUCGGGCGCCGCGGGCGCGGCGCGGGGCCUCGUGCCGGGCGCGAAGCGCAGGCCGGCCGCGGCCGCGAGGCGGGGUCAGGUGCAGAAGUCUGGCAAGAAGUACGCUCUCGCGAUCGUCCUGCUCGUUAGUUGCCUGCUGGCCGCUGCGCUUACGGGAGCUGCUGUCGGUGCCGCCAGCUACACGAUGACGUUGGCCACGGCGACAUUGAGUACCCCGACACCUCGGGCUCCUUGUCACCACGGCUGGACGCAGCUCGAAAACCUGGCCAGGAAAAACCAAACUUACGGGAUGGCGCCAGCUGCAAUGGCCGCGACGUGGAGCGAGCUGGGCUUCGACUGCACGCUGGGGUACCUCGGGGAAGGCCCUGGCGCGGCCGCGGCCGCCACAACGGACGAUAUGGACACGAAUGCGCCAACCGACGCCGGGCCCCUCGAGGCAAGACGCCGCGACGUGGUACGCCACGCUCCCACGGACGGGCAGAGCAGCUACGCGCGCGAUGUGUACUUCCAAUAUACCGCCGCAGGCACGUCAGCAGCGACACCAACGCCGAAUGGGCGGACGCCAUCACGCCAGAAAUGGUCCAACAACCAGUGCCCACGGCCGCCCAUCUACCGCCGCGCGCUCGCGGGGAUGGUGGGCGCCAUCGUAACGGAGCACACGAAGGCUUUCGCCCACACCCCGGAGUCCAUCACCAAGGCGGCCAAGCGUUGGUUCAUGUUCCCAGAGCUGCUGCUCGGGCACGCCAACCUCAAAGGCGGUAAGAGAGGCAACGUUCAGCUCACCACUGCGCUGUUCCGUUGGGCCACGGAUAUCAGGGAACACCGCGAAGCACAGCUUUGGGGCGCCGUCCUUGACUCCGCCCCACCUCCUUUGCGCGCCAGGCGGAAGACUACCGCAGAGGACGACGUUAUGACGGCACGCGAAUUCGUGGAGGCCGGCGCCGUGGGCAAAGCUACGAGAGUCCUCCGCGAAGCAUUCGAAGUUGCCGGAGACGAGUUGGCCCUUCAAGCCGCGCCGCAGCUCAUCCCACACCAUCAGCCGCAGCCACCAGCCGCCUACGACGAACAGGUCGACGAGCAGCAACAGUUCGCGCUACACUUCGCCAAAGCCUUGCGGUCAGCAAAAUGGCGGCGGACGAGGUCGCCGAUGGGGCUUCGCGGCAAGCAGUUCGGGCACAAGCACGCGGCUGGGGCGGAACUGGUCCACAAGCACGUGUCCACAGCCCUCCACGUCCGCCAGGACUACGCUGCGCUCUUUCUGGGCGCUGCAGACGCCUUCCAGAACUUGAGCAGGGUGUACAUCAACGAAGGCAUCGAUGCUCACUGCCGAGAAUUCCGCCGAUGGGCAAGAGGCUCCCGGCCGGACGCCGGGCAGGUAGUCUACCACGACACCGGGGGCGGAAUGCACAUCUGGAACCAAACGACGGGUAUUUUCCAGGGGCGCGGCAUGGCCACCACGCUCUUCUGCCUCGGACUCGACCGAGCCCUCGAGAGGGCCAAACACCAACUCGACGCAGCAGGUAUACAGCGCGAGCUUUUCGGCUACAUCGACGACCUCACCAUCCAUGCGAAGCCUGGGGACUUGCGCGCCAUAUACGCAGCAUACACCAAUGCACUGAGCCAAACCGGCCUCCAAACGCGCGUCGACAAAUGUGAGGUGUGGGCGAGGAAUCCUGCCGCGAUACCAGCAGGAGACAUGACGUGGCACAUGCGCACCGCCGGACUUCCCGCCCAAACGGCGACCGAGCUCGACGCCGACCUGCUCAGCACGCUGGAGGAGCUAGUGCAAACGCACGACCUCACAGCGGAGCAGAAAGAGAAAUAUUGGCACCCUGUCGCUUCGGGCGGCUUGGGUUUUCAGAGCGUGAGCGCAGUGCGCCUGGAUGCUCAGGCGGCCUCGUGGGCACUCUGCGAGAAGCCAGCACCCGACACGGAGCCGCCCGACACCACCCAGCGGCGCUUUACCAGGCACAGGCGGCGCGCAGAGUGGACGCAGUGGCUACGCGCAACAAUCUGCGCGACGCCAUCGCGCGAGCCCUACGUGAAGCCGGCAUUUGCGACAUCGCAGUCGAACAGUGGAUUCGCCCGCCCACCGGGCCAGGCAAUCCGGGUCUCCGCGCGGACCUCAGGUGACGGCCAGUGGGCCUAUCUUGACCUAGCGAUCGCGCAUGCCGCCUCGCAGCAGAGCUUGCAGGCCGGAGGGGCCCACACCCAAAGCACCACUGCGAGACUGGGCGAACAGGCCAAGCGUCGCAAAUACAACGGAGUCGCUGGUUCCCAGCCCUUCGGCUUCGAAGUUUCGGGAGCCAUGGGCGAGUCCACCCGGAAAUGGCUCGCGCCGCAAGUGCUGGAGGGCCCUGGGCGACAGGGGGCUCUCAGCACUCUCCACCGGUCCAUCGCCAUCUACGUGGUCCGGGAGGUGGCGCGCACGCUCAUCAGCGCUGCCUGA
Molecule: messenger RNA, 3374 nt
Organism: Prorocentrum cordatum
Lineage: Eukaryota; Dinophyceae; Prorocentrales; Prorocentraceae
Source: the annotation of a GenBank genome assembly